UUUGUUUUUGUCCUCAGUCAUUUCAGUCUGGUGUGACGCGGGUCCGAGUCUGAGUGUCUGACAGAUUCGUUGACGAACAAAAGUUUUGCUUUUUCUCAAGUUUUCUACGUUGUAUUUGACAGUUGUUUUUGUUAACUUGAAUCAAACAAGUCUAAAAGAAUAUCGUUAGUUCGUUGCUUUCCGGAUUGCAAAUAUAAGAGUGGGUAUUCAUUUUCGUUUUCUUUGUGCGAGACAAGAAACGACUUGAUUUCAUUCCACAGCUAUUCAGGAAUAUGAAUGUGCGGUUUCUCUAUUAAUGUCUGAUUAUUUGGCUUGUUGAAUUAUUUGGUAAUCUCAACAAUUUGACGGUUGGCUCCAACUCACUUGAUGAUAUAAUAUACAACCCUGUUGACUUGGGACAAGUUUACCUUGAUUGUACAGUGCGUCGUCAUUGCGGUUGCUUGAUCACCAGUUUAUUUCGUGUGUCUAUACCGUAAUUGAUUAAACCGGUGCGGUGACUGUUGCUGCGCAUGGACCGUGAUCUCCAAUGGCGUGGAGCCUAUAACUUGGCAAUAUCCGGCACAGCCACAAGUGUAUACCGUCUCUCACUUCCGUUAUUCUUGACGUGAGGAUCGGUCCCACUCCAAUUGACAUCCUCGAAACUCGAAAGUCUAGCACCUCACCAGUGAUGCCUAUCCGACGCGACAAGCUCAAAACAUUAUACUUCGGCUCGAUGGCGGCAAUCAUUAUUUUUGUCUACCUGAGAUUUUGGUUCAUUUCUGCCCUUCGUGAUGGAAAAGAAGUUGCCAAAGACGCCAAUCAAACCCAUUCGACAAUAUUAAUCUCAUCAAUGGUGCAGGAAUUCAACAUCGUCCGAUACUCGGACAUUGUCAACGUGGAAGGCCUUAACCAGUCGUCGUCGUUAAAUUCCAUUUCACUUCUGUCGGACGACAAGCGAAUUUAUUUUCACGAAACUACCGGUCGAGAUCACCUCAACUUGCGCCAAUUGUGCGCUGUCGAGUCGACGGCCAAAGAAAAUUCCAACCGAUCGAUUCAGAUUUUCUUUCAAUCGAAUCACGUCAACUUAACUGUCGGCCCACUGGCCCACAUCCUCGAGAAAUACCCCAACAUUUUCGUGAUCCUCAUCGACGUCCGUGAUUACUUCAACCAGACGCCGCUAGAAGAUUGGUACUUGCGCGGGGCUUGGCGACAGAGUCCGUACAAGACGGAGCAUUUCUCUGACUACAUCCGCAUCCUCAGCUCCCACAAAGGCGGAGGAAUGUACAUGGAUCUCGAUUUUGUCGCCCUCAAGCCGUUUGAUGACAACAUUUUCUGGAAUUUCGUGCCGGAAGAAGACGACAGCGUCUUGACUGGAUCUUCGUUCCAUUUCCAGAAGGAUCACCCCAUCGUCCGGAAGAUGAUGACCUACUUGGCCUCUUCCUAUCAUCCGAAGAAGUGGUCCUAUUCCGGCCCGGCAAUGUUCCAGUCGGUUCUGCUCAAAUAUUGCCAGAGGCGAACGCCUCUGCCGACUUAUCCGGUGUUCCUUUGCCCGGACAUCCGCGUCCUUCCCAAAACUUAUUUGUAUCCCUACAAAUUUGCCGAAUGGAAGCGAAUGUUCCGCUCCUCCAACGUCAGCGGAGACGACGCCAUUUUCCAAAGCUACGCCGUUCACACCUACAACAAACUGUCGAAGAAAGAGCCCGUCUAUGUCGGAUCCAAUCAGCUUUACAGCAAAAUCGCCCGUGUUCAUUGCCCAAUUACUUACGCCCAUGCCUUUUCCAAUCUGAAAGUCAAUUACUUUUGAUUUCUUUGUUGUCAACGAUCCAGAACUUAUUUAUUUUUUGUUAUUUUUGUAAUGUUACACUUUUUUUUUAGUUACAUGUAAGAGUUGAAUGCAGGGUAAGACAUUUUUUUGAUAAUCAAUUAUUACUGAGAACCAAUCUGAAUCACUAUAGAUAAUGACAUCAUUUUUACGUGACUGCCUGGUGGGUGACAAUUAAAAAAAAUCGUCAGCA
This is a messenger RNA of Daphnia pulicaria, 1994 nucleotides long. RefSeq names its product lactosylceramide 4-alpha-galactosyltransferase-like. NCBI's taxonomy places the organism in Eukaryota, Metazoa, Arthropoda, Branchiopoda, Diplostraca, Daphniidae. Gene Ontology annotation, biological process: glycosphingolipid biosynthetic process. The transcript has 3 exons. Gene Ontology annotation, molecular function: hexosyltransferase activity. The coding region runs from base 668 to 1783 and encodes 371 amino acids. The record is from RefSeq and is a predicted model, not a curated record.